This is a messenger RNA of Zingiber officinale, 1587 nucleotides long. Its product is annotated as probable protein phosphatase 2C 78. Gene Ontology annotation, biological process: protein dephosphorylation. Lineage: Eukaryota; Viridiplantae; Streptophyta; Magnoliopsida; Zingiberales; Zingiberaceae. The transcript has 4 exons. Gene Ontology annotation, molecular function: protein serine/threonine phosphatase activity; cation binding. The coding region runs from base 283 to 1410 and encodes 375 amino acids. The record is from RefSeq and is a predicted model, not a curated record.
ACGCGAACUUUCCAUCGCUUUCGGCAUCUGAUGCACUUGCGCGAACCAUCCUUUCGAGCCAGAGAUAUUGGAGGAGCUUGUUGUCGCCAUUAACUCACGCGGAGGUGAAGAAAGUUUCCAUCUUUGGUGGCUUCGCAGUUGUUUUGGAUCCGCCGAAAUCGGCGGUGGAGAAAGGUCGCGGAUUUGGUGGAAGAAAGUUCCGAUUUUUAGGGUUUUUGGAGGCUGCCCGGCGAGGUCGGAGGUGGAGCAAGGAGCCGGGUUGGGUGAUUUGGAGCGGCGGCGAUGUUGCGCUCCUUCGUCAGGCCGCUGGACCGGUGCUUUGGGAGGAUCGGCGGUGGAGAUGGGUUGAUGUGGCAUAUGGACCUGAAACCCCAUUCGUCCGGCGAGUUCUCCAUCGCAGUCGUGCAAGCGAACAGCUCCCUCGAGGACCAGGGUCAGGUGCUGACCUCACCUUCCGCUACCUUCGUCGGCGUCUACGACGGCCACGGCGGCCCCGAGGCUUCUCGCUUUGUUAGCAAUCGCCUCUUCCUCCAUCUCGAUCGGUUUGCUUCGGAGCAAGGCGGCGUAUCCGCGGAGGUGAUCAGGAAAGCCUUCGACGCGACAGAGAAGGAGUUCACGCACCUGGUGAAGCGGUCCUGGCCAUUGCGGCCUCAGAUGGCGUCGGUGGGAUCCUGCUGCCUUGUCGGCGCCAUCACCGGUGACACACUCUUCGUGGCCAAUUUGGGGGAUUCCCGCGCCGUGCUUGGCUGCCGGGCCAUGAACAGGAAGGCCGUGGUGGCCGAGCGGCUGUCGACCGACCACAAUGUUGCCGUGGAGGAAGUCAGGAGGGAGCUCGCCGAGCUGCAUCCUGACGAUAAGCACAUCGUCGUCCACACCCGCGGAGUCUGGCGUAUUAAAGGAAUCAUUCAGGUCUCGAGGUCUAUCGGGGAUGUCUACCUCAAGAUUCCAGGGUUCAGUAGAGAUCCCUUAUUCCAGCAGUUCGUCGCACCUCUUCCCUUAAAGAGACCGGUCAUCACCGCAGAGCCAUCGAUUCAGAUCCGCAAGCUCACGCCGCACGACUUGUUUCUCAUAUUCGCAUCAGAUGGGCUCUGGGAGCAGCUAAGUGACAAAGCUGUAGUAGACAUAGUAUCCAAUAACCCCAGAGCAGGCAUCGCAAAGCGAUUGAUCCACGCAGCCCUAAACGAGGCCGCGAGGAAGCAGGAGAUGAGAUACGAUGAUAUAAGGAAGAUUGAAAAGGGUGGGAGGCGGCACAUUCAUGACGACAUUACAGUGAUAGUGAUCUAUCUCGAUCAGAACCAACAAGGGAGCCAUCCCAAGUUCAGAGGCAGCCAUUAUGACUGCACUGAUACUCCUGCCGACGUCUACUCGUCCAAUUCCGAUGAACUGGAAGAAGUUGUUGGGGGAAUUUGAGGAGAAUGUGCCUGUAAACACUGAUUUCGACAUGCAAAUAAUAGCUGUUUCAGGUAUCUGAACAUUGAACACUAACACAGAGGAUUUAGGGCUUUAGGAAUUCAUGAAAAAACAGAAUGAUUUUAUUCUUUUGAAGAUUAUUUCAUCAAAUAAUUUAUUUCUUUGGUUUUGAUGUUA